UUGGCCGUCACUGCCACCGCCCUGGAACACGCCGCCGACGCCGUUGCAGAGAGAAGCGGAUGAAGUACCAUCGUGCUCCUUGCCGCUGCUGUCGAACAGACUCGUUCGAGAAGAGAGAGUGCCAUGAGCCAGGGACGACGCGAGGAAGAAGAGGAGUCGUCGAACCCAGCCGCAGUGUAGCUCGCCAUCACCGGCAUCUCACCGCCAUCGCUAUAGAGACCGAACGUCGUCGAUCUUCCUGCCGCAACCUUGGAGUCCGCCCCGUCAUUGAGGAAGACAGAGAUGAGGGAGGAGCUGUGAACACGCCGUGGUGGUUGCCGUCGCCACUGCCUAGGUUCCUGUGGUCCAAGUCGCCAUUGAUGGAGAAGACGCCACUGAGGAGCAGAGCCUCUAUUUCGCGCCAGUCACGACGGAGCUACUACGGAUGUUGCUAUCUUGCUGCCACUGAAGGUCCAUCGCCGCCAAUCCACGCCGCUGCUGAAGAUGAGUUGUGUUUGCUCUUGCUUCCUAUUCGAUUCAAAUCCUUUGUCCUGUUGCAACCAUCGUCGCUGCCUUAAGAAAAUGAGACUGCUAUUAUUCCAGUUAAUGCUCCUGCUGCCGCCGUUUCCUCGUUCUGUUAUUAUUGUCUAAUUGAGGUAAGGCAUUCUGGCUCUUGCUUCAAUUUGAGUUAGCAUGGAGUUUACAGAAUUUUUACUAUUAUCCUAUUUGAAUUCACCGUUUCUGAUUGCUGCCGUGACCACCUCACGAUGCUGCUGGUUCUGUUUGAAAAUGGCUGCUACUUCUGGAAUCCCAGAUCGGAGAGGAGAGGAGGCGUGUAACUUUGUCAUUAUUGCUGCCAUGGAAAUAGAUGCUGGAAACUGCUAAUGGAGCAGCUGCGUUUAGUGAUUUUUGCGAGUUUCGACUUUGAGUGACACAGGUUUGAAGAUUCAGUUUGAA
Arachis ipaensis is the source of this 936-nucleotide messenger RNA. Lineage: Eukaryota; Viridiplantae; Streptophyta; Magnoliopsida; Fabales; Fabaceae. The record is from RefSeq and is a predicted model, not a curated record.